AUGAAGGCAGUUAUUAUAAAUAAACCUGGGUCAGUAGAAAAUUUUGAAUUCUGUGAUGUAUCGAAACCCCAAAUUAAAGAAGGCUGGUCUUUAAUUAAAAUUCAAGGGUUUGGAAUUAACCAUUCUGAAAUAUUUACAAGACAAGGAAAAUCACCAUCUGUCGAAUUUCCUAGAAUUUUGGGAAUUAAAUGUGUAGGAAUUAUUGACAACACAACAGAUAAUGAACGACUACCUAAUGGUCAGAAGGUUGUCUCUAUAAUGGGAGAAAUGGGUAGAGACUUUGACGGUAGCUAUGCAGAAUACACAUUAAUUCCAAAUGGUCAAAUAUAUCCGAUAGAGUCAAAUUUAAGUUGGGAUAUUUUGGCUACUAUUCCUGAAAGUUAUUAUACUGCGUAUGGAUCUUUCCUAUCCCUCCAAUUACAAGAAGAAGAAGAAGAGAUUUUAGUCAGAGGUGCAACAAGUAGUGUCGGAAUAGCAUUUAUGAAAAUAGUAAAAGGUUUACAUCCAAAAGCUAAGAUCACUGGCACCACAAGAAAUAUAAACAAAGGUCAAAAGUUGUUAAGUGAAGGAUUUGAUGACAUUAUUAUCGACUCAAAUAGCAAAUUAGAAACCACACAUUCAUUUUCCAAAAUUAUCGAUUUGAUCGGCCCAAAAUCUAUAAAAAAUUCAAUUGCAUAUUUGAAGCCAUAUGGGAUCAUUUGCAGCGUUGGACAACUCGGUAACGAAUGGUAUUUGGAUGAGUUUGAUCCUAUAUUUGAAUUGAGAGACUUUAAGAAAUUAACUUCUUUUUUUUCUGGAGAUGUACAUAUCAACUUAUUGAACAAAAUAAUAGAUAUGGUUGAACAAGGUGAAAUAAGUGAUGUAAAACCAGAAAAAAUUUUUAAACUAAAUGAAAUUAAAAAAGCUCAUGAAUAUAUAGAAAAUGAACAAGACAGUUUUGGUAAAGUUAUUGUUAUCAAUGAAUAA
This is a messenger RNA of Debaryomyces tyrocola, 966 nucleotides long. Lineage: Eukaryota; Fungi; Ascomycota; Pichiomycetes; Serinales; Debaryomycetaceae. The record is from the annotation of a GenBank genome assembly.